Molecule: messenger RNA, 985 nt
Organism: Sturnus vulgaris (Common starling)
Lineage: Eukaryota; Metazoa; Chordata; Aves; Passeriformes; Sturnidae
Gene: CASP8
Product: caspase 8
Biological process (GO): apoptotic process; regulation of apoptotic process; proteolysis
Molecular function (GO): protein binding; cysteine-type endopeptidase activity
Source: RefSeq, a predicted model, not a curated record
AUGACUACGUGUCCUUCCGCANAUCUUGAGGUGGAUGCUAGUCCUUCGAUUUCCAUUCCUGAUAGGGCUGAUAUUCUGAUUGGCAUGUCUACAGUGGAUGACUACGUGUCCUUCCGCAGUGAGACUGGCAGUGUUUACAUUCAAUCCCUCUGUAAGAAGAUGAAGUUGCUUUGCCCACAGCGUGUGGAUCUCACAACCAUCCUGACAGAAGUGAACAAUGAAGUAGCAGAAAGAGAAUUAGAUGGAUCUAAGCAGAUGCCAAAGAUAACAUCAACUCUACUGAAGCAAUUGAUCUUUGAAGUUCCACAAUGAAAAGUAGACAAAUAAGAAUACACUCGGUUAGGAAUGACAUCUGGAGUGGGCUUGGACAUGGAAGUGAAUCUGCAUAAGAAAUUAUCUGGAUUUGUGUAGUAGCCCCAGCCCUUUAAUGAGGCAUGGGACCUAAAUUUUCCAGCUUCCAUAUUGAAUCAGUCUUCCAACUCCUGGAUCAGUUGGGUAAGGGUGGGGAAAACUACAGAUCAUUUUUGUCCAGCAGAAGAAGUGGAAUAUGUUCAGUCUGGGUUUCAAGUGAGAAAGGACUUUCAAGUAAUAUUAUAAAAGUUAUUGGAAAUGUCAAAGAAGCCCCAUUUGUGUGUUAAGUUGUUUCAAGUCCCUAAAAUCUGAAAAAAGAACAGAUUCAGAAUGCCAGAUGCAUUCCCAGGUAGCAGGUUGUAACUGUCUUACCUGCGGGUAAAUAAUUGUCUGUUUUGAUUAUGAUAGUUUAUGAUAAUGAUUAUGUUAGUUUGGUUCUUCUAAAUAUUUGGUUUAGUUAAUGACAAUAAUUUACUUUACUUAUACAGCCCAGCUGUAUAAGUUUUUCAAUAAUAAAAGUCUACACUUUCUCAGAGCUCUCAGGACACAGUGUGUCUUGAAUGACUGUAGAAUACUAGAAGUAAGCUGUGUAACUAUGUUUCUGUUAUAAUAAAUUCUCUUUGUUUUUAUAUCA